AUGCUUACACACCUGAACGUUGCAUUUGGCUACAUUACUUCGGACUUUAAAAUAACGAACAUGGAUGGCGUCUCCACUACCAUGUACAAGAAUGCUGCAGCAGUAAAGUCAAAGAACCCGAAUCUGAAGGUCCUGAUUGCACUUGGCGGUUGGUCCUUUAGUGACCCCGGAAACUGGCAGAGCGUCUUCCCAACCAUGGCUUCUACGGCGUCAAACAGAGCGACCUUCAUUAACAAUUUGCUGGGUUGGCUGUCCGAGUACGGGUACGACGGCGUUGACUUCGACUGGGAAUACCCAGGCGCCGAUGAUCGCGGUGGCUCGGAAGGAGACGGCGAAAACUUCACUGCUUUGCUCAAGGAGCUCCGGACUGCGAUUAAUGCAAGCGGCAAAGAAUAUAUCGUCACCUUCACAGCGCCUUCCUCAUACUGGUAUCUCCGGCACUUUGACAUUACCAACAUGGUAGGCAAUGUCGACUGGAUUAAUUUGAUGUCCUAUGACCUGCAUGGUGUAUGGGACAGCAACAAUCCAAUUGGCAACCAAGUGAUAGCUCAUACCAAUCUCACCGAGAUUGAUUUGGCCCUUGACCUGUUUUGGCGCAACAACAUUGAGCCUUCAAAGAUCGUACUCGGCUUGGGCUUCUAUGGACGGUCUUUUGAGCUCUCAUCUCCCUCCUGCUGGCGGCCUGGUUGCGAAUUCUCGGGCCCAGGGGCUGAGGGCGUUUGCACAAAGACUGCUGGUAUCCUGUCAUACAGAGAGAUAUCCGGCAUUAUUGAUCAGACUGGCGGCGGUAAGCCGUAUUUUGAUGAAGUAGCUGCUGUAAAGUACAUGGUAUAUAACGGCAAUAGCUGGAUCUCUUACGACGACGCGGACACUUUUAAGCUGAAAAUUGCUUACGCUAAUACCAUUGGUCUUGGAGGCCUGAUGAUUUGGGCGAUUGACCAAGAUGAUACCAGAUUGACUGCCUUGAGAGCUGUCACUGACUCUAGUCUUGCCAGCGACGACACGGCCCCGUUCACAUUGGUCGACCUGCACCGCUUGUGGUCCAUCGAGGAUUAUCCCACCGAUGAUAGCAACCCGCGGUACGGCCUUGUUAAUUUCGGCGGGGAGGCCAAUAUGGGAGAGACCAACCCGGACAAGACCGGUUUUGGUUUCUUUAUAGUUGCCGGCUACUGGAAUGAUAUCGUCGACUCCGAAGGCAUCGAGUCUUCAGACGUGAAACGUCUAACGGAGCGGUUUUUCAGCAGAGACACUAUCUACUGGACCGAAAAGUUUGGCUCGCUCAGCCUGGAUGAGAGCAGGGAGCUGAACGUCGAACAAAGCCUUACACAGUCACUCUACUGGGAUUCAAUCAAUGAGUGCUCUGUUGAUGGCUCUGAGUUCGGCGAGGGCAUCGGCGCCUAUAUCGAUGGCAACAUCAAAGCCCGGUUCGAAUAUGGAUUUAGUUUAGGCGCCGUGAUUCAAGAUGGCAAACUCCUCGUGCAGACAACAAACGGCGUGCUCUAUGCCGAGGGUUACUCUGAUCUGACAUACACAGUCGGCGGUGUUGGGAGGAUAGAUGUCGCACAGGCGAAGAACGGCAAUCCCUCGUGGUAUGCUGGCGAGAAGACUCCCAUCACGGCUCAUACCGUCUACGCCAGCGGCAUGAAGGGUUGGGCGAGUUACAAGCCUUCCUCUGGCACGCCCUCAGGUGUCGACAUCGCCGAUCCACGAAUUUCAAUUCCCCAGUCAAACGUUAUUUAUGGCAGUGGUCCUGGGUUAGACACGGCCAAAAUUGCUCUUGCAUGCUACUUCUCAUUCGGGCUCGAUGUCGAUUUCGGUGUGCAACAAAACGGCAGAGACCUCGACUGGGAGGGUCCAGAUAUUAAACUCCGUUUUGAGUCCUCAGCCGAAUUCACCAAUGAUGCUUCAUCGGGCUCUGGGACGUGUGUUGAUUAUAGGAUUGCAACCGUCGAGCGCGUGUGGAUUGAAGACCCGUAA
Messenger RNA from Phaeoacremonium minimum UCRPA7, 1977 nucleotides. Its product is annotated as putative bacteriodes thetaiotaomicron symbiotic protein. The transcript has 8 exons. NCBI's taxonomy places the organism in Eukaryota, Fungi, Ascomycota, Sordariomycetes, Togniniales, Togniniaceae. The record is from RefSeq and is a predicted model, not a curated record. Gene Ontology annotation, molecular function: chitin binding; hydrolase activity, hydrolyzing O-glycosyl compounds. Gene Ontology annotation, biological process: carbohydrate metabolic process. Bases 1 to 1977 code for a protein of 658 amino acids.